Carassius auratus (goldfish) is the source of this 628-nucleotide messenger RNA. Its product is annotated as cingulin-like. The transcript is spliced from 4 exons. Gene Ontology annotation, biological process: microtubule cytoskeleton organization. NCBI's taxonomy places the organism in Eukaryota, Metazoa, Chordata, Actinopteri, Cypriniformes, Cyprinidae. Gene Ontology annotation, molecular function: microtubule binding. The record is from RefSeq and is a predicted model, not a curated record. Gene Ontology annotation, cellular component: bicellular tight junction; myosin complex. Bases 1 to 489 code for a protein of 162 amino acids.
AUGCAUGAUAAAGGAGUUACCAGUUCAGGACAUCCUACAUUUCAAGCACAUAGCUUUAAGUGUUUUUGCAGAGAGAAGAGCUCUGUGGUGUCCUCUCAGCGACGGUUGGAGAGGAAACUAAAGGAGCUGAACAUCACCCUGGAUGAGGAGAGACAGCAGCACACAGAGCAGAGAGACCAGCUGACUCUGCGUGUGAAGGCUCUGAAGAGGCAGGUGGAUGAAGGAGAGGCAGAAGCAGAGCGGCUGGAGGGAUUGAGGAGGAAGGCCAUCAGAGAAAUGGAGGAGAUGCAGGAACAGAAGGAGGCGCUGCAGUCCAAAGUCACGGCACUAGAGAAUGAACUCAAGAGGAAGAUCCAACAGGCCCGACAGUCAGCUCUGGAGUCUUCAGUGCUCAGCUGUGAUGAUGAUGAUGAUGAUGAAGGAUUGUAUGAUCAUUCCAGCAUAACCUCCAUCCUCACCGAGAGCAACCUACAGACCAGUUCCUGCUGAAGACUGAGAGAUGAAUCUGGAAUUCCUCUUCAUUGAUGCUUCAUUCCUGGACACACAGUAGCUUCAGUCCUGCUCUAAAACUGAUAAUAGAAACUUCAGUCUUCUGGUUUCUACUUUUGAUCUUUACGCCACAUCACUA